Messenger RNA from Cephus cinctus (wheat stem sawfly), 3338 nucleotides. RefSeq names its product protein Wnt-6. Lineage: Eukaryota; Metazoa; Arthropoda; Insecta; Hymenoptera; Cephidae. Bases 1247 to 2317 code for a protein of 356 amino acids. The transcript has 5 exons. Gene Ontology annotation, cellular component: extracellular region. Gene Ontology annotation, molecular function: cytokine activity; frizzled binding. Gene Ontology annotation, biological process: multicellular organism development; neuron differentiation; canonical Wnt signaling pathway. The record is from RefSeq and is a predicted model, not a curated record.
UACUCCUCGCUCAGGCUCGCUCGGCAAUCGGAGACCGAUCGUCUCCCCUUUGCUUCUGCCCCAUUUCGCCAUUUGGUCAUUCAGCCAUUUUUCAUCGUUGUGACUUCCGGUUUCCUCCCUUCGCGCCUACGAUUCAUUUACCACGUGCGACCCGGUCAAGAUACGCUUUUGAGUUUCCAGUGCGUCCCUCUGCCAUCGGAAACGACGGAAGGCAGCAGCUACACGCCGUAGAAGUGCACAGGGGUUCGGGGGGUGACUUCCUAUCGAAGAUUCACAUACAUCUCUCUCUCUCUCUCUCUCACUCGUUCAGCCGCCAUGUCUCAUUCUCCUUGUGAAAGUAGCGCCGGUAAGCGAGAUCGGUAAAAGGCGAAUAGAAGGAAGAAGGAAAUCGAAUGGUGCCGAUGCCGGUAUUCUGGUGCUCGUCUGGUGCUCUGGUGCUCUUGGUGGUGGGGACACUCGAGGAGUUCAGUAGUGGGGGUAGAGUAACACUCAAAGAUCCAAGUGACGUACUUCUGGCAGCAACGUGCGCCGCGUUUUUGCCCCUUCCGACCAAGAGGCUCCGAGAUUCGUUUGCCGAGAGAGAUCCUGUCACCGACUUCCUAUCAGGAUCCUCUGACUUCCUGUGACCCACCGUGACCUGUGACCAAUCGUAAGGUCGUCGUCAACCUCAGUGAUCGAAGCUUCGCAGGAAGUACCCCAGUACCGGUUAGUCUUCGACAGUUCUCCUCCUCCUCUGCUUCUAUCCCUAUGCUUAUUCCACUGGAUCUCUUAACUCUCCUCAAUCUCCACUUCCGGUCCUCUUCCCGAACCGUCCUUCCCUCCUCGUAUCGACGCGUCUCCUGCCGCGUCCACACUGGACUUUCGGUACUCUCGUGAAUAGGAGCCAUGACGUUUCGCCCUGGAGCGACGUCGCGCUCACUAGUGCUCGUCGUCCGCGGAGAGGAAGAAGCGUCGCCAGGGACUGGCACGCUGGUUCUCUAGUUGGUGUCGAUCCGUCCGAGUAAACGGAAGACGGCGAGUGCGUCGAGAGUCGUGCUCCUUGGAAGAUCAAGGGGAUCGGAUCAGCUGGUGAGAAGAGAAGCAAGAAGCAAGGAGAGUCCGGAGUAGCAGCAGGCAAGGGGAGGUGGAGGAGGAGGAGGAGGAGAAGAAGGAGGUGGAGGAGAAGAAUCAAUCGAAUUGGGCAGCCCUGCUCAAUCGAGGGCAUAAUCGAGACACUUGGCUCCGCGAGAGGGAGGGCCGGGAGGGGAUGGAGAUGCGCCCCGUUCUCGUUGCGAUCUGCCUUCUCCUCGUCACCCCCAUCACCGGCUCUUUCUGGACCGUUGGCAGCCAGGUGGUGAUGGAUCCGAUGCUCAUAUGCAAAAAGACGAGAAGACUCAAAGGUAAAUUGGCAGACAUUUGCCGGAAGGAGCCAGCGCUCCUGAAGGAGAUCGCCAAGGGUGUCCAGGUGGGCACGAGGGAGUGUCAGUACCAGUUCAGGAACCGCAGGUGGAAUUGUACGACGGUACGAAGAUCCCUAAGGAAGAUUUUACUACGUGAUACCAGAGAAACGGGAUUCGUGAAUGCUAUUACGGCAGCCGGCGUGACCUAUGCCGUGACCAAAGCCUGCACUAUGGGUGACCUCGUGGAAUGCUCCUGCGAGAAGACGUCGAGUAAGGGAAAUCGCUUGAGCAAAAUCACGCGGAAUGCCGAGCGAAAUAAAAAUGUCCCCACGGAGGGCGAGUGGGAGUGGGGCGGAUGCGGGGAUAACGUGAAUUUUGGAUUUAAAAAAUCGCGGGACUUUAUGGACGCGCCUUACAGAAAACGCAGCGACAUUAAAACACUCGUCAAACUCCACAACAACGACGCCGGACGUCUGGCCGUCAAAAAAUUCAUGAGAACCGAAUGCAAGUGUCACGGACUCUCCGGCUCCUGCACGGUCCGCACCUGCUGGAGAAAGAUGCCCAACUUCCGGGAGGUUGGCAACAGGCUCAAGGAGUCUUUCGACGGUGCGGCUAAGGUCAUACCCACGAACGACGGACACAGCUUCAUCACGGAAGGACCCACGAUCAAACCACCCAGCAAAGUCGAUCUGGUCUACAGUGAGGAUUCGCCUGAUUUCUGCAAACCCAACAGAAAGACCGGAUCCCUUGGUACCCAGGGUAGACAGUGCAACUCGACCAGUCCAGGGGUCGAAGGUUGUGAACUCCUCUGCUGUGGACGAGGUUACGACACCAAGGUGGUCAAGGAAAAGGUCAACUGUCAGUGCAGGUUCCAAUGGUGCUGCGAGGUCACGUGCAACACAUGCGUCGUUAAGAAUUCUGUCAACACGUGUCGCUAGUUCAUCCCACCCUCCACCUCUCGGCUCAUCAUCAUCCCCCUUGGGCUAAUCAUAAGAUACCCUGUCGCACCGUACUAUAACCUAAUAAUUCAUCGUCGAUCCAACCCUAUAACCCAUUGUCAUCGAAAUGCUACUGAUUGUGAUUUAUGUUGUACUUCUCUUGUGGUAAUAAUCAUUAUUAUUGUCUCUAGGCUUAACCGACUCUGACGGAGACGCACGAAGACUCACGGAGAGUCGCGAGAAUGUCGAGAGAAAGGGAAUGUGUGAAUGCGCGUAUGAGUCCUUAUAUGAAUCUCGAAAACACAAGUAGGCGUAGUAGGAAGUUUGCGUAUUUCUCUCGUGUCGCAUGGAUGUUCACUCUCGUGGGCUUGGUCCGCCGGUGCCACAGCUCACAGCGGUGCCAUAUAACUCGAAGCUUUCCACGUAUCUCGACGGAGCAGAGAACACGUGAAUCUGCCCGUAUGUAUAUCCUAUGUAUAACGUAUGUGCAUCGAGAUUCGGCUUCUUUUUCAAUUAGACAGCUGGAAGGGCGCGGCUGAAACGCGAUACCCUGUGGGUACAAUUAAUGUCAUUUUAUUGAAAUUAAAUUUUGACAAUAUAUAUAUAUAUAUAUAUAGUCGCUUAGCACGUACCGCGAUGACAUUUUACUCUCCGUCUUCUGUACAUAAGACUGAUACUUUACUCUCUAGUGUAUUAUCGCGAUUCUUUCUUUACCUACGUACUUACUAUCGUUACUCGUGAUCUUUUCUAUUUUUAUUCGGAUCCUCGUUAUUAACACAGCAUCAGCCUUUAUUGCAAUAAUGUAUUCGUUAUAUAUUACUACAUUGAUCGAAUAUCAGAAUUUCACGUACAUUCUUAUGGUAUAUUGACUUAAUUAUAAAUUAUCAGCCUCAGCCUGCGAUUGCCGUUGCCCACCCUAUAUUAUAAAUAUAUAUAUAUUAUAUUAUGUUAUAUUAAAUAUAUUAUAUGAUUUGCGUCAGUGGAGAUUGCACUGCGAUGAAUAUAUAUAUACACAUAUAUU